Ailuropoda melanoleuca (giant panda) is the source of this 3512-nucleotide messenger RNA. RefSeq names its product TPD52 like 2 (gene TPD52L2). The coding region runs from base 140 to 517 and encodes 125 amino acids. Gene Ontology annotation, cellular component: cytoplasm. The record is from RefSeq and is a predicted model, not a curated record. NCBI's taxonomy places the organism in Eukaryota, Metazoa, Chordata, Mammalia, Carnivora, Ursidae. The transcript is spliced from 4 exons.
UACGUAAUGCCGCGGUGGCUGAGGCGGUUCCGCUGGCUGGUGUGUACGCGACGAGCGAGUCCCUGUGCGGCCCGCUCGGCUCCGACAGCGCCGCAGACCCCGGCCCCGACCCCCGCUGCGGCCCGGCCGCCGCCUGAACAUGGACUCCGCAGGCCAAGAUAUCAACCUGAAUUCUCCUAACAAAGGUCUGCUGUCCGACUCCAUGACAGAUGUCCCUGUCGACACAGCGGUGGCUGCCCAGACUCCUGCCGUUGAGGGUCUGACCGAGGCUGAGGAGGAGGAGCUUAGGGCCGAGCUUGCAAAGGUGGAAGAGGAGAUCGUCACUCUGCGCCAGGUCCUGGCAGCCAAGGAAAGGCACUGCGCAGAGCUGAAAAGGAAACUGGGCCUCUCUGCCUUGGAGGGCCUGAAACAGAACCUGUCCAGGAGCUGGCAUGACGUGCAGGUCUCUAACGCCUAUAUGAAAACUUCUGAGAAACUUGGAGAGUGGAAUGAGAAAGUGACCCAGUCAGACCUGUGAGUGCCUUUGCCGUCAGCACCUCCUUCCUCCUCUUCCUCUUGACACUCCCUUUAGGGACAGGGAGGCUGUGCGCACUUGGCACAAACCUAGUUUUAGUGUUUGGGGCUAUUUUAUUUUUAAUAUAAUUUUUCUUAAACACAAAUGAAGGUAUAACUCAUGAAAUGGGUGCAGUUGCUGAAGGAAAUUCACUCGGCCACCGGACCGCACUGAAUACCUUCCUCCGGCUGACAUGGACACGUCCCUUAGAUGAGCGGCCUGGCUGGGCUUGGGCAGCAUCUCUGGCUGGUAGGAGCCCCUCAGCCUUGCAAGUGGGCAGAAUGGCUGAGCACCAUCUGGACUGAUGGUGAUGGUGAUUUGGGGCUUUUUUUUGGGUCUUCUCUCCCCUGCAGACCUAGCUCCAGCUGAGGGGGGUUCUUAGACCUUCACUCAUACUUAGGGUUAGGGGUGGUUUUUGAGUGAGGGCUGCCACACGGGCCAUGCUGGUGGGAUCUUGACGUCGCUUUGGUCUGAGGGGCACCGAGCUGUCAGGAAACACGUGGAUGGGUUUUCAUGCCCUUCAAAGCUGUAGUUCAGAAUGAGUCCUGGUGUUUUAUUUGAGAUCCUUACACAAGGUAAUAGCAUUUCUUUUAUCUGUGACCUAGUCUGAUUAUAAUUGUUUGAACUGGGUGGGGUCACGUUGUAAGAUAGCAGCUUUCUGGGAUUCUUUUCUGUCUCUUGUUGAGGAGGAAGUGCUGUGGUGUCUCCAGCGUGGCUGACAGGCCUUUGUGUCUUCCUGGAGGAAAUGGUUGUUACCGGGCUUGUCUUCAUGGCGCCUGGGAACCCAGGUCGGCUGGCUCUGUGCUUGGAGUCUUCGCAGCCCGGUGUCACCAGGGGUGCUGGUCCCGCCAUUUGUGUGGUUGGGAGGACAGCAGUCAUUGCCACGCCCUGCUGUGUUGUGUCUCCAGGGCUGUAUCGGACGAUGUCUUCGCCUUGUUGCAGAUGUUCUUGAGGUUGAGGCAGUGGCUGUCAUCUGUGCGAUUUGGGCGCCAGGCAGGCUCAUGGUGCGGACUUAACCCGAAAAGAGCCUUAGGAGACUUUAGUGCCGUUUGUAAAACCAGGUGACGUAAGGUUGCUAGGAUACUGUUUCAGGUAAUUACAACUCUGACUCCUCUGAGAGAAACCUGUGGCUCUGGGCAUGGAAGUGGCCGGUGGGAUGGCCUUUCCCAAGCGCCUUGCCAGGUGAUGGCCAUUCCCCUGAGGCCUCAUCCCCAAUUCCGUUGGUGGAAGCUCCGGGGGCUGGAGCAUUUCUGCAGGGACGGCCCAGGGGGAGGAUGACCCAGCUCAUGGUGGGCUGACUGAAAACAUUGGCUGCUUUAUGCUCUCUGGGGUGAAGGUGCUUGCCUGGUCAUUGCUGCGGGAGGCCACUGGUGGGGCAUGACCGCCCGCAGGGAUCCCUUUCAAACGUCUGCCUGUAGUGCUGGCUUUCGUGAAGCCGUGCUGGGCGUCAGCAGUGUUGAUGCUGCUCACCUGUGCUCUUGGCUGUGAACGGUUGCCCCGUCGGGUUCUACCUCAGGGAGACAGAGCUGAAGUCGUGCGGAGGUGGCACCACAGUCCUUCGGUUGUACGUGGCAGAAAGCACAGACGCAGACGGUGUCAGCCUUGUCCGGCUCCUCCUUCACGGUGCAAGGGGUGCCCAGCGGUUCAGGGUUGAGUGUUCGUAGUAUUGCGGCCCCGGUGCCGGUCUCACUGGACACUCACUGUGGUCGGGGAGCUGUGGACUUCUCUGGCUGUCCACACUGCGGAUCAUGCCCAUCCAGAGUUGGAGGUGGGAGCAGCCCCCGAGGGCCGAACCCAGAGCAGGUGCAUCCAGCAGGUGCCCCCACGCUGACUGUGAUGGGGGGAGGCUGGCAUCUGUCAGGGUUCUACACUUUGGUUUUCUUAAAAGGUAGAAGUAAUUCUCAAAGGGGUGCUGGCCAGGGUGGCCCAGCCUAGCGCUCUUGAGCACGUCUGGGCCCAAGUUACCUGCGUACAGACUCUGACUCUGCCCCCUGCCCUGCAUCUGCCCUGGCUUGGAGGUUCCCGUCUCUGAAGGAGUCCCUUGUGGCCCCUCAUUUCCACACCCCAGGAAUACUGAGGGUGGUGGAGUGUGGGAGAUCGCCUCUGUUUAGUCUCCGGCAGGGGUGCUGCCUUUCGCAGUGGCCCAUAGUGAGGGUCUCCUGUCUGUUGUCUAGUGGGUGGCUCCAAUCUGAGUCGUCCUCAGCACGAUGUUCCUCGUCACCGACAGUCCGUGGCACAGGCUUGUGGUCUUUCCAGCUGCAGUUUCCCUGUGGACAUGGAGAUUCUGUACGGACUUUCCCUUAAAUUCUCCGCUUCACACUGUUCCGUUUCAACAGACAGGUUCCCGUGGUCUUACAUAUUCGCUGUAUCACGAGAAAUGGCUUGAACACCUUUUCUGAAUUUGUGUUUCUGAAACUGAUGCACGUCAUUAGUUACCUCGUACUUGGUGUUUUAUAAAUAACAACCAUGGCUUCCAGUCUGUUUCUUGCAGAUAAUCUAACUCACUUUGAAAUGAAACCAGUUCACCAGCUGGGGGUAAGGGGAGGGGGGCCAAAGGGCUCGCUCCUGCAACUUAGGGGCUCCAGAGAAGAUUCCAGAGCCUUGCCUUAGCAGGCUUUGUUGGGGGGGAUGUGUAGCAUGUUUCCCCUUCCCUUUCUUGCCACAGUUCUGCUGACCCCAAGACAGACUAUGGUGCAGGGGGAGGCUCCUGGUGAAGGCUCCGUCAGGUUGGAAGGCGCCUUGGAGGGUGACAGCUGACUGUGUGGAAACCCUCCCUAGAAAGAGCGUGUGCACUCUGGUUUCUUGUAGUGAGAACCCGCUGUGGUGGGCCCCUCUGCUGGCCGGCCUGUCUAGGUCCCAGCCGUGCAGCUGUCGGCUGCGGCCGCAUGUGUGCUUGGGUUUUGUUUCCAUUCCUGUUCAGUUCUGUGAUCGUUUCUAUUGUGGGGGGGGGAGGGAUUUC